ACUGGUUGUCAGUUAACUUGUAGCACCAUUGCUAAUAUUUGCUACUGUUAGCCAGCCAGUUGCCAACAAAUUGUUUCAAUUACUUCUUUUGACAAUGUCAUCUAGAAAGAAGGACGUUAAUUUCCAAAUCGAAAUAGCAAAUGAAGAACAGUGGUUCGAAACCGUAUCUGCCCCCGGACUUUUGGUUGUGGACGUUUACCAGCAGUGGUGUGGUCUUUGCAAGGCAGUGCUAAACCUCUUCAAAAAACUACGGACAGAAUGUGGAGAGGAAUACAUUCGAUUUGGAGUGGUUGAAGCAAGUUCUGUAGCUGAUCUGAAAAUGUUUAAAGGGAAAUGUCAACCAGCUUUUUUGUUUUAUUUGGAUAGCAAAUUAAUUGCAGUUGUGAAGGGGGUGAAUGGACCACGUUUGCAAAGAGCAAUUAUUGAAUAUGUGGAAGAGCAAAAGAAGAGACAGGAAUUGGGCUCCAAAUACAAAUCCAAAGUGGAAGAAAUACGUCUGGAAGACUUUGAGGAGCCAAAUAAACCAGAUUGUGAGAACCCUGAUGGAGAUUGCUCUUCUGAAGAACCCAUGGGCUCUUACCAUGUGAUCAUUGUGAAACCAGAUGCUGUGGCUGAGGGACAAGUGGAGGACAUCAAAACAAAGACUGUGAGUGCUGGAUACCAUGUAGUUGCAGAGCAAGAGCGGCUUCUAAAUGAAAAUGAGAUUCGUGAUUUUUAUCAGGAGAAGGCUGAUGACCCUGCGUUUAUGGAGUUAAUGUGUAGUGGGCCUGUUAAUGCACUCAUACUGACGAAAAGAGAAACGGGUGAGGAAAGCCUACCUGCCCUCACGGAGAUGAUUGACCCCGGUCAUGUUGACCUGAUCAAGCCCAAAGCCAGGUCAAAAGACGGUCAGGAGGUGAUUCUGGAGGUGUGUAGCGACAGCAGGGAGGUGGCCAGCAGACAACUGGGUUUCUUCUUCCCCUCCUUCAAGUUCUUCGACUUCAGCAAAGGAAUCAUGGGAAAGACACAGCCCGGGCUCCCCAGAACCUUCGCUCUCAUUCGACCCGGUCUCGUCAAGGAGACAAGAGAGGAGAUCUUGCAGGCGAUCCAUGAUGCUGGCUUCCAGAUAGCCAUGCAGAAAGAGAUGACGCUGACUGAGGAGCAGGCCCGGGAGUUCUACAAGCAGCACGAGGGCCAAGACUACUUCGACAGCUUCAUAAGUCACAUGACCAGUGGGCCAGUCCUUGCUCUGGCACUAACAAGAGAAGAUGCGGUGCAACACUGGAGGAAUUUGCUGGGACCUAAAAUCUUGGCGGAAGCCAAAGAAACCUGCCCUGAAAGUUUGCGGGCCCAGUUUGCAGUUGACGACGUGCCCAUCAACCAGCUGCAUGGCAGCUCGACCGUGGAGGAGGCGGAGAGCGAGCUGAGGCAGUUCUUCCCCGUAGAGCACACCCUCGCCGUCAUCAAGGCCGAUGCCUUACAGGAGCACAGGGACAGCAUCAUCAGCCGUAUAGAGGCAGCAGGCUUUACCAUCUCGCAGGUGAAGGAGGCCCAGCUGACCCGGGAGAUGGCUGAGAACUUCUACAUAGAUCACCACGACAAGAGCUUCUUCAACCCACUGGUGGACUACAUGACACAAGGUCCGUCUGUGAUGAUGGUUCUGAGUAAAGAGAACGCCAUCGCUGAGUGGAGGGAGAUGAUGGGGCCAGUUGACCCAGAGCAGGCUAAAGAGGUCAGCCCUAACUCCCUGAGAGCCUGCUUUGCCAAAAGCAUCCUGGAGAACGCAGUGCACGGCUCCUCUAACACUCAGCACGCCAUGGACUCCAUCCACUUCAUCUUUGGGGACGUCUGCUUGUAGAGACCUGCCGUGCUGGUUACAGUGGGGAGGCAGAAAUAGGUCCAUCAGCAAACACUCUCCAUCUGAUGUCAUUUCCCACAAAUAACCCAGUUUGGCCAUUAAAGUGAUGCAGAACGUUGA
Engraulis encrasicolus (European anchovy) is the source of this 1957-nucleotide messenger RNA. Its product is annotated as thioredoxin domain-containing protein 6-like. Lineage: Eukaryota; Metazoa; Chordata; Actinopteri; Clupeiformes; Engraulidae. The transcript has 15 exons. The record is from RefSeq and is a predicted model, not a curated record. Bases 95 to 1837 code for a protein of 580 amino acids.